Molecule: messenger RNA, 525 nt
Organism: Echinostoma caproni
Lineage: Eukaryota; Metazoa; Platyhelminthes; Trematoda; Plagiorchiida; Echinostomatidae
Source: the annotation of a GenBank genome assembly
AUGUCUUUGUUCCUCUCAGCUGCACCGUCUGGAGUGUUGAUCGAACACAAACGGACCAGAGGCUCCACUGUGCUUGCAGGGGCAUCGGGGAUGAAAAAGAAGUGUAUGUCGUAUUGCGAUAACUACCUCACAGCGUCUGAGAAACCGGUAGUCGUGAGUGGAGCGUCGUGGAUGAAAAAGAAGUGUAAGUCGUAUUGCGACGAUUACUUGACGGUGAGCGAGAAACCGGUAGUUGUGAGCGGCGCGUCAUGGAAGAAGAAGAAGAAAUACGACGACGACGAUUAUUUGACGGUGAGCAAGAAGCCGGUAGUCGUGAGUGGCGCAUCGUGGAAGAAGAAGAAGAAAUACGACGACGACGACGAUUACUUGACGGUGAGCAAGAAGCCGGUAGUCGUGAGUGGCGCAUCGUGGAAGAAGAAGAAGCAUUACGACGAUGACGAUUACUUGACGGUGAGCGAGAAACCGGUUGUCUUUGGUGGCGAAUCCUGGAAGAAGCAUAAACCGGAUUGGGAUGAUGACUAUUAG